AUGAGCACCACGUUUCUGCAGACUUCUUCCUCCACCUUCGGAGGUGGCUCUACCCGGGGGGGUUCCCUCCGGGUUGGGGGAGGUGGCUUGGGUGUGGGGAGUGUCUACGGGGGAGGUGGGAGCCGAAGUAUCUCAGCUUCUUCUGCAAGGUUCGUCUCCUCGGGGUCAGGAGGGGGAUAUGGGGGCGGCAUGAGCUGCGGCUUCGGUGGAGGGGCUGGUAGUGGUUUCGGUGGAGGCUUUGGAGGUGGCUUUGGUGGGGGUUUUGGCGGUGGCUUUGGUGACUUUGGUGGUGGUGAUGGCGGCCUCCUCUCCGGCAACGAGAAGAUCACCAUGCAGAACCUCAACGACCGCCUGGCCUCCUACCUGGACAAGGUACGCGCCCUGGAGGCGGCCAACGCCGACCUGGAGGUGAAGAUCCGGGACUGGUACCAGAAGCAGACCCCGACCAGCCCGGAGCGUGACUACAGCCACUAUUUCAAGACCAUCGAGGAGCUGCGGGACAAGAUCCUGGCAGCCACCAUUGACAACUCCCGGGUCAUCCUGGAGAUCGAUAACGCCAGGCUGGCUGCAGACGACUUCAGACUCAAGUAUGAGAACGAGCUGGCCCUGCGCCAGAGCGUGGAGGCCGACAUCAACGGCCUGCGCAGGGUGCUGGAUGAGCUGACGCUGGCCAAGGCCGACCUGGAGAUGCAGAUCGAGAGCCUGAAUGAGGAGCUGGCCUACAUGAAGAAGAACCACGAGGAGGAGAUGAGGGAGUUCAGCAACCAGCUGGCUGGCCAGGUCAACGUGGAGAUGGACGCAGCCCCAGGUGUGGACCUGACCCGUGUGCUGGCGGAGAUGAGGGAGCAGUACGAGGCCAUAGCUGAGAAGAACCGCCGCGAUGCCGAGGCCUGGUUCUUCAGCAAGACGGAGGAGCUGAACAAGGAGGUGGCUUCCAACACAGAGAUGAUCCAGACCAGCAAGACAGAGAUCACAGACCUGAGACGCACCAUGCAGGGGCUGGAGAUCGAGCUGCAGUCCCAGCUCAGCAUGAAAGCCGGGCUGGAGAACUCGCUGGCAGAGACUGAGUGCCGCUACGCCACGCAACUGCAGCAGAUCCAGGGGCUCAUCAGCGGCCUGGAGACCCAGCUGAGUGAGCUCCGCUGUGAGAUGGAGUCUCAGAACCAGGAGUACAAGAUCCUGCUGGACAUCAAGACGCGGCUGGAGCAGGAGAUCACCACCUACCGCAACCUGCUGGAGGGCCAGGAUGCCAGGAUGGCUGGCGUUGGCACCAGAGAAGCCUCCCGGGGAGGCAGCGGCGGUGGCAAGCUCCACAUCAACGUUGAGGAGUCCGUGGAUGGGAAGGUGGUUUCUUCCCACAACAGAGAAAUCUAAGCGCCC
Pteronotus mesoamericanus is the source of this 1380-nucleotide messenger RNA. It is a transcript of the gene KRT15, whose product is annotated as keratin 15. The record is from RefSeq and is a predicted model, not a curated record. Gene Ontology annotation, cellular component: cytoskeleton. Lineage: Eukaryota; Metazoa; Chordata; Mammalia; Chiroptera; Mormoopidae. The coding region runs from base 1 to 1374 and encodes 457 amino acids. Gene Ontology annotation, molecular function: structural molecule activity. Gene Ontology annotation, biological process: intermediate filament organization; epithelial cell differentiation. The transcript is spliced from 8 exons.